Doryrhamphus excisus (bluestripe pipefish) is the source of this 1834-nucleotide messenger RNA. RefSeq lists its product as uncharacterized. The record is from RefSeq and is a predicted model, not a curated record. Gene Ontology annotation, cellular component: nucleus. Gene Ontology annotation, biological process: regulation of gene expression. NCBI's taxonomy places the organism in Eukaryota, Metazoa, Chordata, Actinopteri, Syngnathiformes, Syngnathidae.
UACACCGGAAGUUACAAUACACCGCCAAGUGGAGCACCUUUGAGAUUGUGUGCAAAAAUGUGUAUUAAAGUCCAAAUGCUGAGAACGUUGAUGGAGCAGCGACUAAAUGCCGCUGUUGAAGAAAUAUUUGAGCUGUUUGAAAGAACCAUAGCAGAGUACGAGGGGGAACUUUCUCGAAUAAAAGAGGAGAAAGAGCGACAACGCGAACUACUGGACGGCGUCAUCAAAUCCCCAACAGCAGACAUCCUGCAGGUGUUGGCGGGGAGUCAAGAAGAAGUUCCAGCAGGAGUUCCACAGGUGUGUAUUACCAGUGUGGGACAAAUUGAGCCACAGCUCCUUCACAUUAAACAGGAAGAGGAGGAACCAUGGGGGAAGGCUGACAUCACCGAGUUGACAUUUCCCGGUGUCCUUAUGAAGAGUGAGGAUGAUGAAGACAAUGAAGGUCAAUCCUCCCAGCUUCAUGGUAGGCAAAGUGAGGAGAACAGAGCGGCGGAGCCUCAAAACCAACACAUGACAACAGAAGAUGAUGGAGACAACAUCUUGUUGCAAUCUUCUGAGGCUGGUCUCUGUGAUGAGGGCAAAGAACCUUUGGAGCGAAGUCAUCACGCUGACAACAAACACUAUGACUGCGCUGAAUGUGGGAAAUCAUUUGAAAAGAGGGGAAGUCUGAAUAGACACGUGAGAACGCACACUGGAGAGAAACCUUUUGCUUGCUCAGUGUGCACUAAAAGAUUCUCUUCAAAGGAUCACAUGAAAAGACACAUGAUGAUACACACAGGGAAGAAUCCAUUUUCUUGUUCAGUUUGUGCCAAAGGAUUCAGAGAUAAAUAUGAUAUGAUAUUACACAUGAGAACGCAUACUGGUGAGAAACCUUUCACUUGCUGCGUUUGCAGGAAGCGUUUCUCCCGAAAGGAUGAUAUGACCACACACAUGCGAUCACACAUGGAGGACAAGCAAUUCACCUGCUCACUUUGCCCCAAAAGAUUCACUAGUAGAAAGUACAUCAUGAUACACAUGAGAACACAUACUGGGGAGAAACCGUUCAGUUGCAACGUGUGUGAUAAAAGGUUCACUUAUAAGUAUCAGGUCAGCAGACACAAGUGUGCAACAGUCAUGAAAGCUGCAGGGACUUAAAUACCCUCAAACUGAUUAUACUAAAUGUUUUUAAUAAGCAUGUAUAUUUCAGCCUUUGUGUGGCAUAUCACCUCAUCUUGUGGUGCAAUGUGUUUUUGUCCUAUAAUUAUAAAGUUUUGUGCAUUUACUUAAGUAUUUAAUUAAAUGAAACUUGAAUGAAAUCUUACUGCAUCCACCAAUAAUAUUCAUCCAUUCAUAUUCUGUGCUGCUUAAUUCACUCUAGGAUCGUGGGGGUACUGGAGCCUAUCCCAGAUACCAUUGGGCUAGAAGCAGGUUACAUUUAUGCACUGUAUUUUAUAUAUUUUGCCAUUAUCCAAUGAAAAAUAGAUCGCAGCUUUGUGAUGUCGGAUGUUACAAUAUAUCUUAUCAAGGGAGACAAUGCUAUAGAAAGUAAACUUGGGUCAGUGUACAGCAUAUGCUAUCCCUAGUCAAGAAUCAAUCUGAGACAAACCUUUUGUGGUUUAAGGGACACAAGCACAUAUAGCAGAUUUUUUCACUUUAGCAGACCAAUCUCAUUUUGUUCGUUGUUAGUCUUGUUUAAAUCACGAUUACAUGUAAACUGGAAAGGAAAAUAUGUUUUAAAAGACUUUAAAUAUUUGUAGACUGGUUUACUAGUGUCCUUUCUCUUUUGCUGCUUUAAGUGAACAUGACUAAACGCAGAUUCCAUUUACGACACUAGAUGGGCAUCUGAAUGCACCAC